Messenger RNA from Rangifer tarandus platyrhynchus (Svalbard reindeer), 324 nucleotides. The record is from the annotation of a GenBank genome assembly. Lineage: Eukaryota; Metazoa; Chordata; Mammalia; Artiodactyla; Cervidae.
AUGCGAGGGACGUCCCGACGCGCUGUCCCACGUCCUAUCCCGGCCCGGGCUUUGCCCCAGGCUUGCGCGCGGCGCAACGGAGCCCCGCCCCUUAGCGCCCGGCGCACCGCGCCGGCGCAGUUCGAGGGCAGCGCUCGGGGCCGCAGGCGCGAGCGCUGUACUGCGCAGGCGCGGCACACGGCCCGCCCUCUCGCGGGCGUAGGCGGGAGCGCGGACGUCUGGGCAGAGUUGGGCCCGGCCCGGCCGGUUCUUCGGCGCGUAGGCGGGUCGCCUCUCCUCCUUCCACCCCAGCCCGUGCUUGCUAGGGGUUCUGAGGCCUGUUGA